This is a messenger RNA of Zeugodacus cucurbitae (melon fly), 3928 nucleotides long. RefSeq names its product bumetanide-sensitive sodium-(potassium)-chloride cotransporter (gene Ncc69). Gene Ontology annotation, cellular component: membrane. NCBI's taxonomy places the organism in Eukaryota, Metazoa, Arthropoda, Insecta, Diptera, Tephritidae. Gene Ontology annotation, biological process: potassium ion homeostasis; cell volume homeostasis; chloride transmembrane transport. The transcript has 20 exons. The record is from RefSeq and is a predicted model, not a curated record. Gene Ontology annotation, molecular function: sodium:potassium:chloride symporter activity. Bases 283 to 3783 code for a protein of 1166 amino acids.
UCUUUUCCAGUCUUCGAGUGGCUCUUAAUGAGUGUAGUCUUCUUGUGCGGAAAAAUUCGAAAAUUUCGAAAAUCAACAAAUUUCUUUUGGUCAAAGUAAACAAACACAAAAACAACAUAGUGGAAUUAGUGGAAAUUUAUGAAACGAAAAUGAAGCAGUCAAACUGUUAAAAAAUACAAAUAAUUAAUUUCGAGCGCCAAAAAAAUUUAAACUGAAUCACCGUUACACACCGUUAACAUUUUAAGUCAUUAAGUAGCAAAUAAAUUUACUUUUAAGAAAAAUAUGUCUGAUUUGUCGUCUAUCGAAAUGAGUUCAGUCGAUCGUCCGGUAAAUCGUUUCCAGGUCAAUCCUGUGAACCACAAAGUAAACGAGACAGUACAAUUGGAUGUGCCACAAGAGGUCUAUCGUCGUUUAGUCAAUAGUGAUGGCGAGCCAUUAGAGGAUGAUACUUUCAAUGAGGACGCCACAGAAAUUUUGAAUAAACAAAAUUUACAACGAACACAAAGACAAUCCAUCAAAAGCAGUUUUCGUGAUAAAGACAAACCGUCGCGGUUCAAGGAUACACAAUCGCAAACGCGAUUUCAAGUAGCGCCGCAAAAUGAAGAAGACUCCGACGACUCCAGCGGCAGCAAGGAGGACCGUGAAUUGUUGGACAAUGAAUAUGACACGAAAUAUGGCAAAAGUUUUCGACACUUCACGCGCGAAGCUUUGCCACGUUUGGACAACUAUCGGAAUAUCAUGUCCAUACAAGCCGCCUAUCGGCCUACGCUAGAUGAGUUGCAUAAUGCAACGCUGACCGGAAAGAGUGCCAGCUUAAAUCGCAAUCAGGAUCCGGAAGCGGGCAAUAUGAAUGGUGCACUUAAAUUCGGUUGGAUUAAGGGCGUUUUAGUCCGUUGUCUACUCAACAUUUGGGGUGUUAUGCUGUUUCUGCGUCUCAGCUGGGUCGUGGGACAAGCUGGCAUUAUAGAGGGCUUCAUACUGAUUCUGACAACCACAGUGGUUACCACCGUAACGUCAUUAUCUAUGUCGGCGAUUAGUACAAAUGGUGUUAUUAAAGGAGGUGGGACAUAUUAUAUGAUAUCACGUUCACUGGGUCCGGAAUUUGGCGGUUCAAUUGGUCUUAUAUUUUCACUGGCGAAUGCCGUCGCCUGUGCCAUGUACGUGGUGGGCUUCUGUGAAUCGAUGUUGGAUUUGUUACGCAGUUUUGGUCUCAGUAUUAUUGAUGGCGGUAUUCAAGAUGUGCGCAUUAUUGGUUGUAUAACCAUAACCAUACUACUUGUUAUUGUUGUUGUUGGUAUGGAAUGGGAGGCUAAGGCACAACUUGGUUUACUCGUCAUAUUGUUGGUAGCUAUAGGUGAUUUCUUGAUCGGUUCAUUGAUUGGACCGAAGAGCGAUGUGGAGAAAGCUGAGGGUUUCGUCGGCUACAAUUUUACAAUAUUUAAGGAAAAUCUUAUAUCCGACUAUCGAAAGGAAAAUGGCGUACAACAUGAUUUCUUCUCGGUCAUUGCUAUCUUCUUCCCAGCAGCAACUGGUAUUUUGGCUGGUGCCAAUAUCUCUGGUGAUUUAAAGGACCCACAAAAAUCCAUACCAAAAGGUACACUCUUGGCCAUCUUAAUUUCAACUGCAACUUAUCUCUUGAUGGUACUCGUCUGUGCUGCCACAGUGGCACGCGACGCCACCGGAAAUUUGGCAGACAUGGCAAAUGGCUCCUUUGCGUUUUUAAACUGUACACAAGGUGACUGCCAUUAUGGCUUGCAAAACUCAUUUCAAGUCAUCGAACUUGUUUCCGGCUUCGGACCAUUGAUUUAUGCCGGCUGUUUUGCGGCAGCUAUUUCAUCGGCCUUGGCCAGUUUAGUCUCAGCCCCGAAAGUAUUUCAGGCAUUGUGUAAAGAUGAACUCUAUCCGAAAAUUGUGUGGUUCGCCAAGGGAUAUGGUAAAAACAAUGAACCUUUCCGUGGCUAUGUGCUGACAUUUAUCAUCGCUGUUGCUUUCAUUUUAAUCGGCGAACUCAACUUGAUCGCACCGCUUAUUUCGAACUUCUUCCUUGGCGCCUAUACCCUAAUCAAUUUCAGCACCUUCCAUGCCAGCUUAGCCAAACCAGUUGGCUGGCGUCCGACCUUUAAGUACUACAAUAUGUGGCUCAGUUUAGUCGGUUCGAUACUCUGUGUAGCCGUUAUGUUCCUUAUCUCAUGGGUAACGGCACUCAUCACUUUCGCCGCUGUAUUGGCGUUAUACUUAAUUGUCGCGUAUCGCAAACCCGAUGUCAAUUGGGGCUCCACAACGCAAGCGCAGACCUACAAGAAUGCGCUGAUAUCGGUGCAGCAGCUCAAUAAUGUGGAGGAACAUGUGAAGAAUUAUAGGCCACAGAUUUUAGUGCUGUCGGGUUUGCCGAAUACACGACCGGUGCUCGUUGAUUUCGCCUAUAUGUUGACGAAGAAUCUUUCGCUACUCGUUUGUGGACAUGUGCUGCGUGGCACGAGCUCUCAACGCUAUAGAAAUUAUUUACAAGAACGCGCCACCAGCUGGUUCCGUAAACAUUGCGUUAAGGGUUUCUACUCACUCGUGGACGGCGAAGAUUUGGAGGCAGGCUCGCGUGCUUUAAUGCAGGCCUCUGGUAUUGGCAAACUGAAACCGAAUAUUCUACUCAUGGGCUAUAAAAAUGAUUGGCAGACUUGCGAUAAGAAGGAUUUGGAUCAGUAUUUCAAUAUAAUGCACAAGGCUUUGGACAUGUAUCUAUCGGUUGCCAUCUUACGCGUACCGAAUGGCCUCGACUGUUCGCAAAUUUUGGGUGAUGAGAGUAGCGCUGCCAAAAUUGUAAAUGACAUACCACGCACACUCCAGCCGAACGAGAGCUCGGCCGAUUUAAUGUCCGCCGAUAGAAGCGUACAGAAUGGUCUCAGUGGCAGCAUGGACUCGUUAAGUCGCAAUGUUUCACAAGAUGCUGGAGACUCGCCUAGAACAGAGAAUGGCUUGAAACAAUUAAAAACCUCCAGCACCAGCGAUUUAUCAUUCAUGGCAGGCACACAAGUUAAAGAAGUUUCCGGUUUACCAGAUCCGGUGGAUCCAAAGUCACCACAACUAUUGACCAAUUCACUACGCAAAUCUAAGUUGAAGCAUAAUGACCCCGCCUCGCUGUAUAAGGGUCCCGGUGGCGCAGAAUUACCGAAGGAAGUACUAAUGGAACUUUCACAGUUCACACGCAAGCGCAGUCAUGCCGUUAUCGAUGUUUGGUGGCUUUACGAUGACGGUGGUCUAACACUACUUUUGCCUUACAUAAUCAGCACAAGACGCACAUGGCAAUCGUGCAAAUUGAGAGUAUACGCUUUGGCGAACAAAAAGGCCGAAUUGGAAUUCGAACAGCGUUCGAUGGCUAGUUUGUUGUCGAAAUUCCGUAUUGACUAUUCAGAUUUGACGCUAAUUCCCGACAUAACGAAGAAACCGCAAGAAACAACAACCGCUUUCUUUAAUGAACUUAUCAAGGACUUUGUGAGUAGUGAGAAAGAUAAUGGGCCCUCAAAUGUGGUAGCCGAUGAAGAAUCAAUAAUCACCGAAGACGAUUUAAUGGCCGUACAAGACAAAACCAAUCGUUACCUGCGUCUGCGCGAAUAUUUACACGAGCAAUCUAUGAAAUCCGAUCUGGUCGUGAUGACGCUACCAAUGCCGCGCAAGAAUAUUGUAUCGGCACCGUUAUAUAUGGCGUGGUUGGAGAGUUUGAGUCGUGACAUGCCGCCUUUCCUUUUCGUGCGCGGCAAUCAAACAAGUGUUUUAACCUUUUAUUCGUAGAAAAUUGCACCUGAACCAAUACAUACAUAACCAAAUUGUGUGUAUGUCUGGAUUUAUGUACAUAUAUACAUACAUGCUUAUAAAUUAAUGUAUAAGUACAAUGUCACUUUAUAAAUACUGCGUGCACAGGCACUAAGACAAUCAA